CUUAGCAAAUCACCUCGUGUUUCACUCGCAAACAAAGAAAAAAGUGCAUUUUAAUUACUGAUUACUGCAUUGCGAUUAGGCGUUCGCGAACAACUGCGUUUUCUUGCACAUCAGCGAACUCAAAGGGCGCGCGUGGGCAGGGCAUUAAGCGCAGUGUCUGUGUGCGUGAGUGUGGGUGCGUUGUGCGUUGUGCGUGCGUCGCAGUGUUGGUGCGUGUGCCCCCAUGUGUGUGUGUAUUUGUAUUGCCAUUAACUAAUAAACAAUAACCUUCGGGCCACGACGAAAGCCACGAAAUCGGCACCGCUGCUGUUCAGUUCAAUUCUGUUCCGUUCUGCUCUGCUCUGUGCUGUUCUCUGCUAUUCUCUUCCAUCUGAAGCAGCUGAAUAGGAGGACUCAUAGCCAGAGACUAAAAUAAAACACCAACGCUUCCGCCCCGCGAGAGGUGCGCCCAAUUCAGGAGCGGACCAGCGGCGAUCCACCAUCCCAUAUCCAAACGGAGUCUCACUCAUCUACAACUACACACCUACACACACACACACGCAAUGGCGGACGUGAGCGAUCCCAGCGAGCUGUUCGACCUGGAGCUGCACGACCUGGAGCUGCAGGACGACAAGGCCAGGGACUCCGACGACGACAGGAUCGAGCUGGACGACGUUGACCUAGAACCGGAAUUGUGUAUUAAUCUGCACCAAGACACCGAGGGCCAGGAGACCAUACAGCUCUGCGAGGAGAAUGUCAAUCCAGGUAAAAUCAAGCUGGGACCCAAGGACUUUGAGCUCAAGAAGGUCCUUGGCAAAGGUGGUUAUGGCAAAGUAUUUCAGGUGCGCAAAACCGCUGGACGAGAUGCCAACAAAUAUUUUGCCAUGAAGGUGCUCAAAAAGGCAUCCAUUGUGACCAAUCAAAAGGACACAGCGCACACCCGCGCCGAGCGCAAUAUACUCGAGGCAGUCAAGCAUCCCUUCAUAGUGGAGCUGGUUUAUGCCUUCCAGACAGACGGAAAACUAUACCUUAUACUUGAAUAUCUCAGCGGCGGAGAGCUGUUCAUGCAUUUGGAGCGCGAGGGCAUCUUCUUGGAGGAUACCACAUGCUUCUAUCUAAGCGAAAUCAUUUUGGCCCUGGGCCAUCUACACAAACUGGGCAUCAUCUAUCGCGAUCUAAAGCCCGAGAACAUACUGCUCGAUGCACAGGGACACGUGAAGCUCACCGACUUCGGACUGUGCAAGGAGCACAUACAAGAGGGUAUUGUCACCCACACCUUCUGCGGCACAAUUGAGUACAUGGCACCUGAAAUCUUGACCAGAAGUGGCCAUGGCAAAGCAGUCGACUGGUGGUCGCUGGGCGCUCUCAUGUUUGACAUGCUCACAGGAGUCCCACCCUUCACCGCCGAGAAUCGCAAGAAGACCAUCGAGACCAUUCUAAAAGCCAAGCUCAAUCUGCCAGCCUACCUCACACCGGAAGCCAGGGAUCUGGUGCGUCGCCUGAUGAAGCGGCAGGAACCUCAGCGCCUUGGCAGCGGACCCGAGGAUGCGGCGGCUGUGCAAAUCCACCCAUUCUUCAAGCACGUCAACUGGGACGAUGUGCUCGCCAGACGCCUCGAACCGCCUAUAAAACCGCUCUUGAGAAGCGAGGACGAUGUCUCACAGUUCGAUACAAGAUUCACAAGACAAAUUCCAGUGGACUCACCUGAUGAUACGACGCUAAGCGAAAGUGCCAAUUUAAUUUUCCAAGGUUUCACCUACGUAGCGCCCUCGAUACUGGAGGACAUGCAUCGGGCCAACCGGAUGCCGGCACGCUCCCCACGACGCACUCCUCGCCAGCUGCCGGACAGCAGCUUCCGCCUACAGUUCCCAUCGGCCAAUGUGGGCGCCAAUGCGCCGAUGGCCAUGCACGGUCAUCCGCAGCGAUCCGGAAUGUUUGCACGGGCCACGCCUCCGCAUCACAUGCAGCCAUUCGCGCCACGCCCCUCGCCGGCGCAGGACGAGAUGAUGGACGUGCAGCAGGGUCUGCCGAUGGUCUAAAGGCUGGAGCGAUUGCUUCCCAACCAUCCCAUCCCAUCCCGUACCAUCCCGUCCCGUAGGCAACCCACCACCUGCACCAGAAGCUCCAGCUCCCUUCCCCGCCAACGAAAAAAAAAAACAGCAAAAGAAUACAGAAAUUGACAGUUACUAUUAUGACGUAUGUGGAGUGUGGACUUGGUUAAGGAUACGGAAAGAGCAGGACGAUCAUCAGGAAAAGGAAAAGGUGGAGAAGGAGGAAAAGAAGGAGGAGGAGGCUGAGCAGCACGAGGAGCACAUGACCUCAGUGCGCGAAAUUGUUUUUGUUAUAGAGAAGCGCGCUCGGAUCGCGCUGUUGGAUAGUAAUGAGAUAGUAAUGAUAAUGAGAAUACCGAGGAAGGCAGAUGGAGAAGAUGAUUGUGCUACGCGAUGGAAAGCGUUCGUUUUUGGAUACACCUAGAUACUACAGUUAGAGACAUCCACAUAAGCAUAUGCUAUAGCAAUUACUAUUAUACACCUAGAGAGAUGAUGGUAGGCGACGAUCGCGAAACCCGACCCGGGUAACCAGGCCCAAACUUAUCCGUGUUUAUGUAUAAAUAUUAUACUUACACUUAUGUUUUAUAUAGGCAAAAAGGUUUACACAAUUUAGUUCAAAUGUACACGCAACACUUUAAUUUCGUUUUACUUACUUAUUUAACGCCAAUCGAAACAGACAGCAACAGCAGACCAUUUAUAUUACGAAAAAGUUCUGUACUUGCGCGAUAGCUCUUAAAUACAAAUCGACAUGUGAAUCGUGUGAGUUUGUGGCUUAAAUACUAAGUUCCAGCCACAAACGCACUGAUCGAGUGUAAUAACUAACUGGCUAGAAGCGUUCUACACAGCUUAUUUUUUAUUGUUGUCGAACAGUUUUCCAGUUUUCCAAUUGUUUUUGUCAUUUCGAACACCUACGGUAGGCAUAUAGUGACGUUAGUUUUUAGGGACAACUGCAGCGUAGCCAACAACACAAAAACUUAAAUGAAAUGUAAAUUAUAAACUAAACUAGAGCAUUAAAGAGUAAACUAUAAAAUAAAGUACAUAACGUAAAGUAAAGGUUUCCCAGCUCGAUUAUAAAAAGAAUGUGGCCCAAAGACCCACAACUUUGGGCCCCAACUUGCUCGCAUAGCCAAUUUGUAUUCAAUGACCUAACCCCCCGAGGAACUCCGCCUCUGUUUUUAGUCAGCUCCAUGCAAUUGGUCUAAUUCGAAUUCGAUUUGAGUUGCAUUUCUGGAUUCAAGCUAAUGGAAUGGAACAAGUUAAUACCGCGUACUGAGAAGCUAAACGCUGCCACAACCAUUAAAAAGUAUAAAAACAAUAAAAAAAACAAAAAACAGAAACAAAAUGGGGAGAUGUAACAAAUGUAUACAAUCGAUUAAUGUACUUUGAUUAUAUUCCGUUUCAGUUUGCAAUCUGAAUCAUAUUUUUUGUAUUUGCCUACGGAAUGAGAGAAUGUUAAAUCUCCACAGAAAUAAAAAAUUAAGAUGUCAAAUAUAAUCAAAAGGUGCUUUGAAUUGUUUAAAAAGACAAGACAACUACAGAAUAAAAA
Messenger RNA from Drosophila santomea, 3576 nucleotides. It is a transcript of the gene S6k, whose product is annotated as ribosomal protein S6 kinase beta-2. Bases 543 to 2018 code for a protein of 491 amino acids. Gene Ontology annotation, biological process: signal transduction; protein phosphorylation. Lineage: Eukaryota; Metazoa; Arthropoda; Insecta; Diptera; Drosophilidae. The record is from RefSeq and is a predicted model, not a curated record. Gene Ontology annotation, molecular function: protein serine/threonine kinase activity; ATP binding. The transcript has 10 exons.